UCUCUCUCUCUCUCUCUCUUUUCCUCUCUCUCUCCCCCUUUCUUAAAUUGACAUCGGUCUGGCUCGAAACAUGAUAACAGAAAAGCCUUCCUCCGCUCCGCGCCGCCGGGCUGUCCUCAACCCCGAUCACUUGAAAGUCGUAUAAGCGAGGCGUAAAGAGGAAACAGGAUCGCGCGGUGUCCUACCAGCGGGUGCUUAUAGGGAAUAACAAGAGACCUUUAUACCGCACGCACACACACCCUCUGCAUGUGCUCUCGCGCGCAUCGUAGCUCUCAGAAAGUGCUCGUGUUCCGACUGUAGCUGUUAAGUUAAAGAUGUAUAUGCACGCUUUGAUACGCGCGAGCCUUGGAUUUGUAGGUUUCUGCUUGGUCGCCUUUGUCCAACAGUCCGCUUCAGGAAGUAAAACCAGUCAAGAUGUGGACGAGUGUGCAGAGGCACUUGACAACUGCAGCAUCGACGCCAUCUGCCAGAACACCCUGAAGUCAUACAAAUGUAUCUGCAAGUCGGGCUAUAAAGGGGACGGCAAACAUUGUGAAGAUGUCGACGAGUGUGCAACUGAAUACAACGGCGGCUGCGUCCACGAGUGCAUCAACAUCCCAGGAAAUUACAGGUGCACAUGCUAUGAUGGCUUCCGCUUGGCACAUGAUGGGCACAAUUGUCUAGAUGUGGAUGAGUGCUCAGAAGGCAACGGUGGAUGCCAACAGAUUUGUGUCAACAUGAUGGGCAGCUACGAGUGCCGCUGCAGAGAAGGAUUCCUCCUGAGUGACAACCAGCAUACCUGUAUCCAAAGGCCUAAAGCGCAAGCGGACGGCGGAAAGGACGGACCCACUUGCAUGGACAAGAAUCACGGCUGUGCACACAUCUGUAGGGAAACACAGAAGGGUGGCAUCGCCUGUGAGUGUCGACCUGGAUUCCAGCUCACGCGUAACAUGAAGGACUGCAAAUUGACAUGUAACUACGGUAAUGGGGGUUGCCAGCACAUCUGCGAGGAGACGGACCACGGCCCCAAGUGUUUGUGCCACAUGAAGUUUGUCCUGCACAGCGAUGGAAAGACUUGUGUAGGGGAGAGGAGUGUCCAGUCCCAGGCAGCCCCACAGCUGUUCCCCAAUGAGACCUGUGCGGUGAACAAUGGUGGCUGUGAUAGCACAUGUCACGAUUCAGUGACGGGAGUCCGCUGCAGCUGUCCUGUUGGCUUCACUCUGCAGCCAGACCGCAAGAGCUGCAAAGACAUCGAUGAGUGCCGUCUCAACAAUGGGGGGUGUGAUCACGUGUGCCGAAACACAGUCGGCAGCUUUGAGUGCAGCUGCAAGAAAGGCUACAAGCUGCUGACCAAUGAGAGAACUUGUCAAGACAUCGAUGAGUGCUCUUUUGAUCGCACCUGUGACCACUUCUGCAUCAACUCUGCCGGCAGUUUCCAGUGCCUCUGUCAUAAAGGCCACAUCCUCUACGGCCUGGCGCACUGUGGGGAUAUCGAUGAGUGCAGCAUAAACCAUGGAGGUUGUAAAUUUGGCUGCGUCAACACUCUGGGGAGUUACGAGUGUACCUGUCCACCAGGGUACAAGCUGCACUGGAACAGGAAAGACUGUGUUGAGUUGAUGAAAUGUGCUGUUGGACUGGUGGCACCAAAGGCCACUCUGACCUGUAGCAAGACGGGCAAGAAAGAGAGCUGCUCUCUCACCUGUGCCUCGAAGGCUCACUAUCUGGCAGAGUCUGAUAACAGCUACUCAGUCAGUUGUGGUAUCCCCAUCUUCAGAGGGAAGUCCACUGCCAGGCUCAACUCCAGCAGUAGUCAGGGCUGCAUAGAGACUUUGGCCCCUCCGGUGAAGCAGACGGCUUCUUUCAAGAUUAAAAACGCCAAAUGUCACCUGCACCCGAAGCUGACCGGCAAGACGGAGGACAGAGGACGGACACUUGGACCAGGAGGGGGGCAGCCCUGCAGCAACUGCCUGGUGACAUUUGUCAACCUCAAAUGUGACUCCUCAAAGAAAGCUAAAGGGCGACGCGCUCGCAACCCCGCUAACAAAGAGGUAACGCGUAUUACGCUGGAGCUGGAAGCUGAGGUCAAACCGGGAGACACUACAGGGAGUUGCAAUCUCAGCUGCCUGAGACAGCGCAUGGAGAAGCAGGUAAAGACGUAUAUCAAGGCUCUGAAGAAGUCCAUCAACCAGGAGCGCUUCCUGAUCCGAGUCGCUGGUUUGGAAUAUGAGGUGGCCCAGAAGCUUCCCCAGGCUACUCCCAGUCAGGAGAACUGUGGCCCGGGCUGGGAGAGGGACAGCGGACGAUGUGUCAGAUGCUUGUCGGGGUCUUACUACCAUGGCGAGCAGGAGCGCUGUGUCCAGUGUCCACCUGGCACUUUCCAGGAGAAGGAGGGGCAGCUGGGCUGUGACCUCUGUCCCGGCAGUGAGGGCCACGGGCCUGUCGGGGCACGAAACAUCUCCUCCUGUGCAGGCCAGUGUUCAACGGGGUCCUUCUCCAGCGAUGGGUUCAAACCUUGUCAGGCGUGCCCUCAGGGCUCGUACCAACCAGAUUUGGGGCGGACCCUGUGCUUCCCCUGUGGGGGAGGACUGGGCACCAAGCGGGAAGGUGCCAGCUCCUUCCAUGAUUGUGAAGUCAAAGUUCAGUGUUCUCCAGGUCAUUACUACAACACCACAGUACACCGGUGUAUCCGCUGCCCAGUGGGGACGUAUCAGACAGAGUUUAGACAGAACUACUGUAUUACGUGCCCUGGGAACACCACCACUGAUUUUGAUGGUGCCACAAGUGUCUCGCAGUGCAAGAACAGGCAAUGUGGUGGCGAGAUGGGCGAAUUCAUGGGUUACAUUGAGUCACCCAACUAUCCCGGUAAUUACCCUGCUAACGUCGAGUGUAUUUGGAACAUCAAUCCGCCCAGCAAGCGCAAAAUCCUAAUUGUGGUGCCGGAGAUUUUCCUGCCCUCGGAGGAUGAGUGCGGAGAUGUGCUGGUUAUGAGGAAGAACUGGUCGGCUACAUCCAUCACCACCUACGAGACAUGCCAGACGUACGAGCGGCCCAUUGCCUUCACAGCUCGCUCCAGACGUCUCUGGAUUAACUUCAAGUCCAAUGAGGCGAACAGCGCCAGAGGCUUUCAGAUCCCCUAUGUUACUUAUGAUGAGGACUAUGAACAGCUCGUAGAGGACAUAGUGCGAGAUGGAAGACUGUAUGCCUCAGAAAACCAUCAAGAGAUCCUCAAGGAUAAAAAACUGAUUAAGACUCUUUUUGAUGUGCUGGCUCACCCAAACAACUACUUUAAGUACACCACUCGGGAGUCCAACGAGAUGCUUCCUCGCUCUUUCAUACGCCUCAUCAGCAGCAAAGUGUCCGCUUUCCUGCGACCAUACAAGUAAAGCCCACACAGCUGCUGAAGCACGGGAUUGUGGCCCACCCCCCUCCCCAGACCUCCCUCUCCACGCCAUCCCGCAACUCUUACAGGACUUUAACAAACAUACCAGUAUGUUUACCCUCUCUUAUUUUCCAUAGGCUUUUGACAAUAAACACUAUGCAGACCUGAGAAAUAAUGAAAAUUUGUGUUUUUAGGUUUUUUUUUGUCAAUCUCCGCUCAGCACAGGUCUGCAAUCCCGAGCUCAAGCAUUUAGUGGGUACGUGUAGAGUAUGUGAGUGGGUUUGGUUUCUGUUGUGCAAUGAAACCACGAAAAGAAAACAAUAGAAACGCCCUUUUCAGACAGUAGGAGUGACGUUUUGUGGGCGCGGUUUGAGCUUGAUAGAGCUAGUUAUUGUAUUCGCUUAAAUGAGUGGUCUGAGCUCCAACUCCUACCAUUACGUAUGACUGUAAGUGUUGUGUAACCCCUAGUUCCAUCUUCAGUGUCUGUCUGCUGUCCUCGAGGAGGAGCGGCUGUUCAAUUUUGUGUCGCAGCUACGUUCCGGGUCAUUCAAAGCCUUACUAUAUUUGAGCUCUUAGAGCAGUUUCAAGGGUUUUACUGUUAAAACAGUCAAUGUAUUGUUCCGUCUGUCUCGACUGUACCAGCGUUUUCCAACCAUCAGAUCAUUUGUUGCUCUUUUUGUUUUUAAGCCAACUUAAAGCAAAUACACAAACAGGUGCUUUAUCAGUCCAGGAACAUAGUGGACAUUAUGGAGAUGAAUAACAAACUAAUACUUGAGAGCCACAGAGAGGAGAUAGUGUGACGUCUAGUGGAACAUGUCUCAGAAAGAGCGCGAGAGAGAGAGAGAGAGAAAUGUCUUUGAGGGACAUUAUGUUUGCUGCUGCUUUUAAAAGGUCACUUUAAUUCUUCAAUCUCAUAUUGUCUUUCUGAUGUACUCUACACACCAAUAGUCUCUAGGUUUAAAACUAAGGAAGCUCAGUGUCUGAAACACUUAGUUCUUACACAGUAAGUUGAUAAUGUCACAUUGCCUGUCUGGACUACCAGUUUUAUUGUGUUUUUAUUUCAAUCUUGUAAAUAAUGAAAAGAAAUUAGACGAGGGUUGAAUUCUUUGAUCCUACGCAGGACCCCCAAAAUUACUUUCUGCUCUUCAUGUCCCACCCGUGUCAAAUCCAAAGACACCCAGUACUCCCUUUGAAACACCCCACUUGCAUUUAGUUCUGUCCCAAUGAAGACAGCUCUUCCAAAGACCGCCCAAAAAGGACGGGUCACUUUGUCUUGUACACUAAAUUUAGAGCCCGUCAUCCUACUUAAGUGCAAUGAAUGAGAACACAUCGUAAAUUUUAAUUACACCCUUUUGUGACGCCACAACAAAGCUUGUGAAAUGUGAUUUAGGCUGCAUUCUUGUUGAGACUCAUUUUAUUAAAUAUUUAUCAGUCACUAUGGGCAGAAGAUGUUUUAAGUUACAAUGUGUAACUGCUCUUAUUAAGAGAAAUACAAAAACACUGUAAAGUCUGUCAAGAAAUGUAAUAAAAACGGAACAUUUGGUGUGUAAAAAGAAAAUGGUGAUUUCAAAACAGCGACCAAAAGAGUCAAAUUAUUUUAAAAUCUAACAUGUUAGGAUCUUCCAAGUAGAUAAAGGAAUUGCUUGACAUUUUUGGGAAAUCGAAAUUGCCAAGAAUCGUAUGGAAUUGAAACAACUCGUCUGGACAGAUAGCGUAGCACAAAUACUGCGACUACCAGCACCGCUAAAGCUCACUAAUUACAAAAUAGUUGUAACAUUUUAAUCAGUGGGGUGGGGGUUAUGUGUUGCAUUAUUUUAUGGCUAGGACAUUACUGGAGCGUCUGAACUAGAAACCUCAGUGACUCCAGAAGGAAAGCAAGAAAGGGAAUAAAUAUUUCUCACUAUGUCUGGACUAGUCUUCAGUCCCACCAUUCCUAAAUCCUUAGCACCACCACUUCAGUCAAAUUGGUAAAGAUGACUGCACGAUGAUUAUGAUAAUCCAACACCUUAUCAAAUUUAAUUGAGUCAACGGUUCGGGGGGACCCAUUUGUGUAAAUAAAAAUAAUUGGUACAGGAUAUGAAGUGUACCAUCUCAAACUCUAUUAAGUAGGCUACCUAAAUUUUAGGAUGACAAAGGGAUUUUGAUGCUGGGCCAAGCCACGAAGAACUCACGUCAGGUUGAAAUUCCUCUACAGGUCAAUAUGUCCGCGUACUACAGGCCAACGGGCAGCAUCCCAGUGCGCUCCCUCGGCCCACAUGCCCCAAAAUUCCCCCUCCCACCAGAAUCAGCUUCUUUCCUGCAACCUGAUAAGUUUUGUUUUAUUGUUAAUUGUUGCCUUUUAACGAGAGUUUGCUAUGAUGUAUCAUAGAGUUGAUAAUGAUAUUUGCACUUGAAUUGUUAUUGCUCAUGUAAAGAAAUGUCUGGAUUUUGUAUUGUCUUUUUAAAUGAAUGGAAUUGGUGUUCUUAUUUUCUUGUAGCUUGUUUGUUCAUGAAAUGCUCACUCACCGUUUAGUCUAUAGAGAUGAUACAUAACAUUAUCAACUGUUAAGAAAAGAAGAAGCUAUGUACAGAGGUGAAUGACACAGGUUUGUACUUGUUACUUAGCCAAGACACUUAUUGAAAUAAACAUACUGUACUUCA
Messenger RNA from Anarrhichthys ocellatus (wolf-eel), 5998 nucleotides. It is a transcript of the gene scube3, whose product is annotated as signal peptide, CUB domain, EGF-like 3. Gene Ontology annotation, molecular function: calcium ion binding. Gene Ontology annotation, biological process: signal transduction. The transcript has 23 exons. Lineage: Eukaryota; Metazoa; Chordata; Actinopteri; Perciformes; Anarhichadidae. Gene Ontology annotation, cellular component: cell surface. The record is from RefSeq and is a predicted model, not a curated record. The coding region runs from base 315 to 3362 and encodes 1015 amino acids.